AUGUUCCCGCUUCCGGCUGCAGGUAGUGUUAUCUCUCUGGUUGCUGGGCUGAUGUUUGGCAUUGCAGCAUUUGUUGGUGCUUAUCAGAUGUCAAAGAAUGACAAAGAUAUCUGGGUUUCACUGGGCACCUCUGGAUCACUGACCGCUCUAAUGGGAGUGAGAUUUUUGAGUUCUUGGAAGAUUGUGCCAGCUGGACUCAUGGCAGGGGCAAGUUUAUUGAUGUUCCUGAGGAUUGGUGUGAAAGUGCUACAGAAUUCACAAAAGAAGAAAAGAUGACCGCAUUCAGAAACUGUACUUGCAGAUCCUGAGGAGAUACUGAAAUAGUUUCAUUAGAAAUGUUAUACGAGAUGUAUGAAAAUGACAGUAAAAUUUAAUUUGGGAUCAUAUGGAAGUGCCUUCCUAACUGAAGAUGAACAAAUGAAAGCAUAUAAAUUAUAAUGUAUUGCCUUUCUUGAGUUUCAAAUGUGUUCAUUUAUGUGCAUUUACUCAUUACAGAUCAUGUUCACAUUCUCCUCCAUCUUGGGUAACUCAUAAUUCCUCAGAAUUAUUUAGUAAUAACAGGUACAGAUCUAUAACUUUCUUAUCUAAAAGUUUUAUAACCAAAGACAUUAUUAAUACAGCAUAUUGUGAGUCACAGACUGAGAUGUAUUUAAUUCGACCUAUAGAGGGCCCCAAAAUCUUUUAAUAAAACCAGCAUU
Messenger RNA from Sinocyclocheilus rhinocerous, 698 nucleotides. Its product is annotated as transmembrane protein 14C-like. Gene Ontology annotation, biological process: regulation of heme biosynthetic process. The transcript is spliced from 3 exons. Gene Ontology annotation, cellular component: mitochondrial membrane. The record is from RefSeq and is a predicted model, not a curated record. NCBI's taxonomy places the organism in Eukaryota, Metazoa, Chordata, Actinopteri, Cypriniformes, Cyprinidae. The coding region runs from base 1 to 276 and encodes 91 amino acids.